This is a messenger RNA of Macadamia integrifolia, 1195 nucleotides long. RefSeq names its product nuclear transcription factor Y subunit B-10-like. Gene Ontology annotation, cellular component: CCAAT-binding factor complex; nucleus. Lineage: Eukaryota; Viridiplantae; Streptophyta; Magnoliopsida; Proteales; Proteaceae. The record is from RefSeq and is a predicted model, not a curated record. Gene Ontology annotation, molecular function: DNA-binding transcription activator activity, RNA polymerase II-specific; RNA polymerase II cis-regulatory region sequence-specific DNA binding; protein heterodimerization activity. The coding region runs from base 343 to 867 and encodes 174 amino acids. Gene Ontology annotation, biological process: regulation of transcription by RNA polymerase II. The transcript is spliced from 7 exons.
GAUCCGAGUCGCUUGGAGUUUGAAGCGACUGUUUUGCUCGCAUGGGAAAUAAUACAGAAACUGCGAGGUAAGAGAGAGAAAGAAAGAGAGAAGAGAGAGAAAGAGAGAGAAAGAGAGAGUUGGUUGAGGAUAUAAAAAGCAAUGAAGGAAUAACGGACGGUGCAGAUAAAGAAAGCAAAGGCUUAAGUUCUCAUCUUAAACGUCUUAUUCCUCCUCUCUUCUCCAGCGUCCGAUCUCCUCUUCGGGGAAAAAAAUCCAUCGAUUCUCUUCUCGACGCGCCAAAUACAAAGCCAUUUCUGAUUCUCUCUCUCUCUCAGGGUUUCCGGUACCGUUGAUAUUGUCAUGGCCGAUGCUCCGGCUAGCCCUGGCGGUGGUAGUCAUGGAAGUGGUGACCAGAGCCCCCGUUCGAAUGUUCGAGAGCAGGAUAGGUAUCUUCCGAUCGCGAAUAUCAGCCGGAUCAUGAAGAAAGCUCUUCCUGCGAACGGAAAAAUUGCCAAGGAUGCAAAGGAGACGGUUCAAGAAUGCGUCUCCGAGUUCAUCAGUUUCAUUACCAGCGAGGCAAGCGAUAAGUGUCAGCGAGAGAAGAGAAAGACGAUUAAUGGUGACGAUCUGCUCUGGGCGAUGGCGACUUUAGGGUUUGAAGAUUAUAUUGAUCCCCUUAAGGUGUACCUGAAUAGGUACAGAGAGAUGGAGGGUGAUACAAAGGGAUCUGCUGCUACGAAGAGUAGUGAUAAAAGGGAUGGUGUCGGAGUUCAACCUGGUCCAAAUGCACAGAUUGCUUAUCAGGGAUCCUUCACACAGGGAAGCUAUAUGAAUUCUCAAUCUCAGGGACAGCAUCUUAUGGUUCCCAUGCAAGGCUCAGAAUAAAGAUCGUCUCCUCCAAUAUGACCAACAUAUGCUGAAUUCAAUUGGUAGUAGAUCUUACCUUUCAUCCAUAUGGUACAGAGUGCUAUUCUUCUGAUCCCGAAAGCAUUUGGGGUAGUGAUGUUCAUUUCAACAUUGAGACGGCAGGUUAAUUCUUUUCAGGGCUGUAUAUUUGGGUGCUUCAACUAGUCUGACCCGUGGACGAACACACACAUUUAAAGGAUUUAUUAUAAUUUAUAUGCUGUUAUUCUCGAGCUGUAUAGCAGAAAAACGCUCUGUUAUGAUUCUGGUUUGGUUUGUUUUAAUGCAUUAAGAUGGAGAUUCUUGUGCU